AUUUUUGUUUACAGGUAUCCCACAGUUAUCAUCUUCUAUAUUCCCAUCAUCUUAUUCUUCUUCUUCUUCUCUCAAGUACUUAUCUCACACUACGUAAAACCAUACUGCAUCCAUGUUCUCAAUCACAGCACACCCUGUUAACUCCAAAACUCUACAUUCCGUCUCUCAACUCUUAUUGUAUUUCACUCUCCUGUGCACGUACACCGCCAUUGCCGACGAUGGCGCGUUCAUGUCCAAGCUGGCCAAAGCCUUGAGUCCCACACCGUCGGGGUGGUCGGGGAGCAGCUUCUGUGACUGGAAGAACGUGAGGUGCACCACCAACCGCGUCACAUCAAUCAACAUCGCUUCGCAGUCGCUCACCGGAACGCUACCUCCGGAUCUCAACUCCCUCUCCCAACUCACCUCGCUCUCUCUCCAGGGCAACGCGCUCGCCGGCGCGUUGCCUUCCCUCGCCAACCUCUCCAUGCUGCAAACCGUGUUCCUCGGGGGCAACAACUUCACCUCCAUUCCCAACGGUUGCUUCCAGGGUCUCACUAGCUUACAGAGCCUUAGCAUGGCAGACAGCGUCAAUCUCGCUCCAUGGACGAUUCCCGCCGAGUUGACUCAGUCCACAAACCUCGUCAAACUCGAUCUCGGAAACACAAACCUCAUUGGUACCUUGCCUGAUGUGUUUGACUCCCUUUUGAGUUUGCAGGAGCUUCGUCUCUCUUUCAACAAUCUCACUGGUGGUUUGCCAAAGACCUUCGCGGGAUCUGGGAUUCAGUAUCUGUGGCUCCACAAUCAGAAAGACGGGUUCGGGUUUUCUGGUACUAUUGAGGUGCUUGCUUCCAUGACCCAUUUGUCUCAGGUGUGGUUUCAGAAGAACCUUUUCACGGGUGCCAUUCCGGAUUUGUCAAAUUGCACCACUUUGUUUGAUCUGCAUCUGAGAGACAAUCAGUUAACCGGUGUGGUUCCACCUUCUCUCAUAUCCCUUUCUAGUUUGCAGAACGUCUCUUUAGACAACAAUAUGCUUCAGGGUCCUUUUCCUUCGUUUGGUAAAGGUGUGAAGGUCACUCUCGAAGGGGUGAAUAGUUUUUGUAGGAAAGACUCUGGACCCUGCGAUUCUCGCGUCACCACUUUGCUUGAUAUUGCCAAAGAUUUCGGCUAUCCCGUUCAGUUGGCGCGUUCCUGGAUCGGGGAUGAUCCUUGUAACGAUUGGAGUUUCGUUGUGUGUGCUGCGGGGAAGAUUGUUACUGUGCAUUUAGCGAAGCAGAAUUUGACGGGAACGAUUUCACCUGCAUUUGCCAAUUUAACUGAUUUGAGAAACCUGUAUCUCAAUGACAAUCAUUUAGGGGGAUCAAUACCGGGAGGCUUGACUAACUUGGCUCAGCUUGAGGUUCUGGAUGUGACUAAUAACAAUCUAUCUGGUGAUGUUCCAAAGUUCCCAACCAAGGUUAAGUUCAGUACUACAGGUAAUCCUCUCCUUGGGCAUUCUGGAGGUGGUGGUGGCAGUGGAACUACUCCAUCAAGCGGUUCUGGUGAUGCACCAAGUGGAAGUCCAAAUGCAAUUUCAAGUGAUUUUUCACUCUCUCCUGCUUGGAUCGCAGGUAUUGUGGUUAUUGCUGUAUUUUUUGUGGCGCUGGUUGUGCUUGUCUUUUUCGUGGGCCAUACCAAAAACUGGUACGGGAGAUUGGGAAAGGUUAAGAAUCUAGAAAAGGAAAAGAAAGUUGUUCCGAGAAUUGAGGAUGAAUUUGUUACCAUGUCAAUUCAAUUUCUUCGACAAGUAACGAAAAAUUUCAGUGAAGAAAACAUUUUGGGUAGAGGGGGAUUUGGAGUGGUUUACAGAGGGGAAUUGGAGGAUGGAAAUAAAAUUGCUGUGAAGAGGAUGAAAUGUGGUUCUUGUAAAGGAACGAAGGAGUUGGAAGCAGAAAUUGUAGUUCUGAGAAAAGUGAGACAUAGGCACUUGGUGGCUUUUUUAGGACAUUGCAUUGAGAACGACGAAAGAGUUUUGGUGUAUGAGUAUAUGCCUCAAGGGACAUUAUCUCAACAUCUGUUCUCUUGGCGUGAAAAUGACAGUACUACUUUGAGUUGGAAACAAAGGGUAACAAUAGCUUUGGACGUAGCACGAGGAGUGGAAUAUUUACAUCGUUUAGCUCAGCAAAGCUUCAUACACAGAGACUUAAAACCCUCAAACAUAUUAUUGGGAGAUGAUAUGAGAGCCAAGGUUGCAGAUUUUGGUUUGGUUAAAAUGAUUGCUCCAGGUGGAAAGGAUUCUGUGUGGACACAAGUGGCGGGAACACUUGGAUAUCUGGAACCUGAAUAUGCAGCUACCGGAAGAGUAACGAGAAAAGUGGACGUCUAUGCAUUUGGAGUAGUUUUGAUGGAACUAAUCAGCGGUAGAAAGGCAUUGGACAAUAGUUUGGACGAAGAGAUGUGGCAUUUGGUUCCUUGGUUUCGUAGGAUUGUAAAUAAUAUGGAAAACAUCUUACAAGUAACUGAUGAAAGUUUGAACCUCGACGAUGAAACAAUGGAAAGUAUAUGUAAAGUGGCUGAGCUAGCAUGUCAUUGCACUGCUCCUGAACCCCAUAAAAGGCCUGAUAUGGGACAUGGAGUGAAUGUCUUGGUUCCUCUGGUGGAACAAUGGAAUCCCAUCUCCACUCAUCAACAAGAAGAAGGUUGUGAUGUAAUAUAUGAAGAAAAUUAUGAUAUGUCUAUCUCGGAAAUCUUCUCAGGCCGAUGAGAUGUCUUUAAUUUUAUAUAUGUCAAUGGAUUUAUGUACUUGUCGGAAAUCCUCUCAAACCGUUGAGAUGUCUUUAAUUUUAUAUAUGUUAAUGGAUUUAUUUAAUUA
Messenger RNA from Vigna unguiculata (cowpea), 2827 nucleotides. Its product is annotated as receptor-like kinase TMK4. NCBI's taxonomy places the organism in Eukaryota, Viridiplantae, Streptophyta, Magnoliopsida, Fabales, Fabaceae. Gene Ontology annotation, molecular function: ATP binding; protein kinase activity; protein binding. The record is from RefSeq and is a predicted model, not a curated record. Gene Ontology annotation, biological process: protein phosphorylation.